Molecule: messenger RNA, 789 nt
Organism: Linum tenue
Lineage: Eukaryota; Viridiplantae; Streptophyta; Magnoliopsida; Malpighiales; Linaceae
Source: the annotation of a GenBank genome assembly
GAAACCUUUUCGCCUGGUUCUUUGCCAUAAUUAGGGUCGGAGAAAGCAGAGGAAAAGGACUUGAGGGAGAAACAGAGAGAGAUGGUUGUGGAGGUAAAACAAGGUGGUGGUGAGAAGAAAGGGCAGGCCAAAAAGAGAGGGUUGUGGAAGCCAGAGGAAGACCUCGUCCUCCGAAACUACGUCGAGGCUCACGGAGAAGGCAACUGGGCUACCGUCUCUGCCAAGUCGGGGCUGAAGCGAGGCGGGAAGAGCUGCAGGCUGAGGUGGAAGAACUACCUGCGGCCGAACAUCAAGCGCGGGGAGAUGUCGGAGCAGGAGCAGGACCUCAUCGUCAGGAUGCACAAGCUCGUCGGGAACCGGCUUGGCAAUGGCAGGUGGUCGCUGAUUGCUGGGAGGCUACCGGGGCGGACAGACAACGAGGUGAAGAACUACUGGAACACCCAUAUGAACAAGGCUCUUGGUCGCGGUGGCAGCAGCAAGAAGAGAUCGAACGCCAAGAAAUUACCUCGCAGCAACGGUCCCAUGGCGAUCAAUCCUGCAGUAGUGAGCAUUGGAGAACAGAGCAACCAAGCUGUUAUGGCUGCUGCGGCAGAUGCUACGAAUGCUUGGAUUGAAGCUGCACAGAACAUGAACUACUACAUUGACACGCCGGUGCCAGCAGCAGCCAACGACAUGGCGUUCGUUUCAGAUAUGGAGCCUUUCAUGGCGUACUUCGAUCCCUUCCUCUUCUCCCAGACUCUGGAAUUCGGCGGAGAGGCACCCUUUGCCAUCAACCAAGCAUUCAUCUAA